Molecule: messenger RNA, 1329 nt
Organism: Guillardia theta CCMP2712
Lineage: Eukaryota; Cryptophyceae; Pyrenomonadales; Geminigeraceae
Exons: 2
Coding region: 1-1329 (442 amino acids)
Source: RefSeq, a predicted model, not a curated record
AUGUCAGCGUUUGAAAAGACAUCAACAAUCACUGUACAUGGGUUUGGAUUCGGAAAUUUUGAUCCAAGCCCCCAGGUAAAGAUCGGAAAUACGUUUGCAAACUAUGCUGUUUGGAAGAGUCCGACAGUGAUCGAAGCAAUCAUAAGGCCUGGCACUGGAGAAAAUCUUCCCAUCAGUGUGUAUGAGAUGGGUCAUUCUGUUACCACACCUACUGGUGCGAAUGGAUUUUCCUACUCAGCUCCUGUCAUCCGUGCCAUCAAAGUCAAUCCGCACGGGGAGCCCCACGGCCCUGUGACCGGAGGCUAUGAAGUUACAAUUCAAGGUUCCAACUUUGGAACCUCUGACCAGAACGCAACUGUGAAGUUCAACGCAUCAUUGUGUUCACCUCUUGUUUGGACCGCUGACUCAAGCGUUGUUUGUUUUGCUCCUAGAGGCAUAGGAACAAGGAUUCCUGUUUCUAUCGCAGUCCCGAAUGGAUUUCUAUCAAUGGGAAGAUCAGAUGGAAUAUUCAAUUAUGACAGUCCUGUGAUCCAAGAGUUGCAAGCAGAUACGGGGGGUCCGUACACAUAUGAUUUUGAAGGAGGCGCAAGGUUGACCAUUUUUGGAAUCAAUUUUGAUGCUGUGUCGAAAGUCAAGGUUGGCAAGAGGCCAUCUGCAAGCGGCGGAUGGCAAGCAGAACGAACAUAUGAUUGUUUCAUUCCUGGAACCUUUUACAUUAACAGCACGACUUCUCCUGAGCCUUGCUAUGAACCACCCAAGAAAUGUGUCGGAGGUUUGCGAGACGGAUUAGCUUGUGUGGAUACCAGGUUGAACACAGACUGUGAAGGGGGAGGCCUGUGCACACCUGACUGGUGCUCGACCCCUGUGUGGUGGGGGGCACGUGGAGACAAAUCAUUGAAUCCAUCAUUAUGUGCUUCGAAAAGUUUCGUUCAAUGUAGCUCUAAUCCGAAUGACAUUGCGUGUGAUCCAUGCUCGCUGAUGUGUCCAACCAAUUGGUACACAAAAUACGAAUCCGCGCACAAAAUUUGCAGUGUAGAGAGGCUUCAAUGUGAACUGCCUGCAGAAGGAGGUCGGUUCAAUGUGAUGGUGGAAUUGGCUGGUCAGGAAAGUCAGUGGGUUGACUGCACCAACCCUGUCAUCGAUUGCUCCAAGCGAGUGUGCGGAAACAUUUGCAUGAAUGGGCCCAACGUUGGACAGUCCUGCACCACGGGUCCGACGCCUGUCUGCCAAGGGGGCACUCAGAGGGACUCAACAGUCUGCACGCCACAGAAUCCUGUGGAGUGCGGGGCAAUGAAUGGGUGGAACAGAGAGGGAUCGGACGUUUUGUAA